GCGCCAUCGCCGCGUCGUCAUCGAGUUUUUCUCGUUGCUCACCGUCGAGAAGUGUGACGCCGCAUCCCUGCUCUCCGUGCUUCUCACUCAUCUUCAAGGCGCCGGCAUCGAAUUCAACCGCAUCGCGGGAAUCAGCACCGAUGGCACUUCCGUCAUGGUUGGGCGCGAGAACAGUCUCGUGGCGCGGCUCCGCGAGCACAUCCCUCACCUUGUGUCGUCCCACUGCAUCGCCCACCGGGAAGCUCUGGCUGUGAAGGACGCCGCAUCUGCCUGUCCAGACUUGGACAUGGUUGACAAGGUUAUCCGAUCUCUGGCCGAUCUCCUCGGCCGUUCAAGCGUGUGGAGCCAGCGGUUCAAGUACCUGCAGCGUGUCAUCCACAAGACCAACCUUGAAGUUCAAGGAAUCCACGCGAUUCGGUGGCUGUCCAGGGGCGAGGCAGUCAGACGCCUCUGGGGGGCGAAGAGAGUGAAGGUGCGCGGCGUCGACAAGGACGGGCAGCCGGUGACGCACACGUACCAGAUGCACGAGCGGCAGAUCAAGGGGCACGUCUACCAGAGCAACUACCGGGACUGCGAACUGUUGUGCGCGAAAUUCGCGAAGGGGAGCGUGACGAACCUGCUGGAGCGGCUGGACGACCUGUCGAAGCUCGGGCCGACGAAGCUGUUUCGGGCGGGCAAGUGGCCGCGGCAUCGGAUGGUGAGGGAGAAGAAGACGAGAGAGUAUCUCCAUGGCUGCAGUGCUAUCUUCGACGACAAGCUCCCCGGGUUCGAUUUGGAGGAGGCGGAAAAGGAGCUGGCAACUUGGGCCCCGAUCAUGCAGAACCACCACAACGAGGAGGGCUUCUACCAGGGCCUCACAAACUACCUUGGCAACACGGAGUCAAGCAGGCAGAACGUGAUCAAGUCUUGGGUCCGUGGUGCUCUGUGCAAUGCCCGCCUGGGUGAGCUGAUGAUGAUUUCGCUGCUGAGAUACGACAUCAACUGGCAGGAGGCGCUGGAGCUGUGGCACGCAAAGAAGAGAAGACCAGCGAAGUCGGUGGUGUUCGCAUCACAAGAGAGGAAGCGCAAAGGCAAGGCUCUGCUGGAAGAGGCAGAGCAGGAACCUCCAGUGCAGGGCCUCAGAUAGGAUUUUAGGCAUACUGAUCAAUCAGGGCGGGCCCCCAAAAAAACGUGUAGCAGUCAG
Molecule: messenger RNA, 1183 nt
Organism: Closterium sp. NIES-67
Lineage: Eukaryota; Viridiplantae; Streptophyta; Zygnematophyceae; Desmidiales; Closteriaceae
Source: the annotation of a GenBank genome assembly